CAGAUUUCAUACAAAUGCCUUUUUUUACUGUGUUCCAGCAUGGCUUCUUUGAUGAUGAAGCAGACGAUCUUCCAAAGAUGCACAUUCAGGUGACGAAGGAAAGAGAACAGAAGCCAAGUGCUCCCAGGAAGCCACAUGUAGACAAGUCAGCUGAGGAAAAGAAGGACGAUGAAACAGUUACAAAAGACCCAUGUGCUGGAGUGUGGUGCCAGCUGGGACGGGCAUGUAAAGUGAACGCAGAUGGCUUUGGGAAGUGCGAAUGUGGAGACGAAAAGCUUUGUCUUGGUCACCAUAAAAAAGUCUGUGGCACCAACAGGGUAUGGUACCCGAGUCACUGCGAGUUGCACCGCCAGGCCUGUGUGUUGAGACAACACAUCAGGAUUGACCACACAGAAAUGGGAUGUGUGGAACAAGAAUCGAGGAAGAAGGAGGCAUCAAAAAAAGAGAGUGUUGACAAAAAAAGCAACAAAGAAGAAAGCACCAAGAAAGAUGUACCUAAACCAAGUGAGAUUAAAAUGGCUAACAAAAAGUCUGUGAAGAAAGAUCUAGAAUUUCAAAAGCCUAAUGAAGUACACAUAGAAUCACAUACAGUUGAUCUUCAUUCUGUGGAGGAAGAAAAGACAUCUGAUCACCAUCGACAUAACAAGCACCAUUCCAAAAAAGAGGACACAAAGUCUAAGAAAAAGGAAAAGAAGGAGGAGAAAAACAAUAAGGACUCUGUAGAAAAAGUCCAUCACGACAGCCCCAAAGAUCAGCCCUCACUUUCGUUGAAAAUGAACAAGAUGCUGAAAGAGCAGAAAAUGGAAAAAGCUCAAGCGAAAGACUUUGCUGUAGUCUAUGCUUUUCAUUUGAGCAACAGACAAGAAGUUUGCAUACAGAGAAACAUUCCCACAGUCCAUUUGGACGAGGACAUGAAGACGUUCACAUAUCAGGCAUCUGUUGGGGACAAGAAUGGACUACAGCUGAAGUGUGGUAUCCAGGGUGCCAGGGAUAUCAUAUGGAAGAGAAAUGGUGUGGAUCUAAAGAAAUCUACUAUAGAAGAUGUUGAGGUUCUCCAGGACCACAGCCUGUAUAUAGGGGCAGUGGGUCUCCACCACAUGGGCAACUAUAGCUGUCUGGACUGGACAUAUAAGGGGAUUGUACAGACACAUGUCCUUAAGGUCCAAGCUGCUCCAGAGGUACAGGUGACACCAUCUACACAGUACUACAGAGCAGGCUCCUCCAUUAGUAUUAAGUGUCACGCUGAUGGUAUCCCAUCACCUGUCCUCUCCUGGGAGGUUAACGAGACGCCAAUUAUACUGGAUCCAGAACACAAACAUUAUGCUACAUUUUAUAAUAACCAAACCCUACAAAUCAGCAAGGCAGAUGCCACCAAGGACACAGGAGCCUACAAGUGUCUGGCCAAGAACUCUGCUGGACAGGGACAAGACAUAGCCACCAUUUUUGUAGGAAACUCUGAUGAACAUUCUUACAGAGGUAACCAUCAUUAUGAAGUGUUUGUGGUGUUCCACAGUGAGGGCUACCAUGUCUUCCACCCAGACUCCUGCUCUCUGGUCCACCUUAUCAAGGGAGACUACAAGGAGUUCAAGAAGGACGCCAUGAACACAGCCACGGUGCCAGAGACCCUGUGCCAGCUGGGCGUCCCCUGCACCUGGGGAGCAGCAGUUAAUGUGAAGAAUCGAUAUGUUUAUGCCAGCCAGCCUGAGCUGAACAGAGUGGUGGUGAUUGACAUUAAGGGUGGAUCCAAUCCAGUGCAGGUCAUCCCCACAGACUUCACCCCUGUGGAACUCCAGUAUGUGGAACACCUGGAUGAGGUGUGGGUGCUGUGCUGGAACUCCAAGGAGAACACCAGUUCCAAGACAGUGGUGGUCAUCAGGAAGGCCAGCGAGGAGGAUCCACACCAUGCAGUACACACCCGGCCAGUGGGUGACCGGUUUGACCUGGUUCAGAACAUCUUCUUGCCCACAAAGAAUGACUUCAACCAUCACUUUGACUAUGGUUAUGUGGUUCACAAUGAACAGCAGGGUCUACAUAAGAUUCACCUGAAGACCAUGAAAUAUGUCAAGACUGUUGACUUCACAAAAUACUCUUGUGUUCCCCAGAACCUGGCUUUUGUUCCUCUAGGUGGCUACGUAGUUGUAGACUGCAGAUCCCCUGCUGGGAAACCCCCUCAGGAGAAACAGCUCCUCAUGGACUACAUUACCGAUGCUGUCAUUAAUGAGAGAGAUGUCAUUGGACAGCCAUACGUGUCACCAGACAGUAGAUACAUUGUUAGUGUUGACAACAAGGAGCAGUCCGUGACUAUACAGAGAGUCAGUGAUGAGGGCCAAAUCACCUAUGGGUUUAAGAGGUUCACUGGGAUGAGGCUAAGUGAUGUGGCUUUCUACCCGUCACUUGAUGGCAAAGGCUAUGACAUGUUUGCCACAUCUAAAGACCAUGCAGACAUGUUGUUCUUGGACCUUGAAGGCCUGAGGAUGGAAGUUAUAGAAGGUAUUGGAGAAACUGCUGCAGAGGAUAAGUUUAAGUGGGGCACCAAGAACAGAGUGAUCACCAGCGGCGGAGUGUUUGGGGAUUACUUGAUGUCUCCCUCUACAAAAGCAGCAGUGAUUAUUGAUGGUCGAAACCACCAUGUGCACUGUGAGUGGCCUAAUAUCAAGGACAGUGCUGUGGUGGUGUGGGUGGAGCCAAUGCAUUUGUGAAGCAGAGGACACUCUUGAAGCAGACAACACUUGUCCUGCUGACACUUGGAAGACAGAUUCUGAGAAAUUUCUAGAAAAAAGGGUGUAAAUUCUCUGAAAGGAAAGCCAAUGCUAUCAAAAGAGAGGACUAUUCCAGAAUUUUUCUCUUGACAGAGUGUAGAUAGAGAUGCCUUUUAAUGGUCACAAAUGAUCUUCAUCAGACAUUCGUGUGUUAAUGUCUCUAAUAUUGAUGUAAUAUAUAACAAGUAUGUAUCAGCACUGAGCAAGACUAACAAAAGUACCUUCCUUUUCAUGGGCUUAGUGACCCUAAUACUAAGCCAUCACAC
Molecule: messenger RNA, 3025 nt
Organism: Lingula anatina
Lineage: Eukaryota; Metazoa; Brachiopoda; Lingulata; Lingulida; Lingulidae
Product: follistatin-related protein 5
Biological process (GO): regulation of BMP signaling pathway; cell differentiation; multicellular organism development
Cellular component (GO): extracellular region
Molecular function (GO): protein binding
Source: RefSeq, a predicted model, not a curated record